GGUAAGCCUUGUUCAUUAUUAUAAUUUUUUUUUUUAUUAUUAUGAUGAGUUUACGUCUUUCUCGAUCUCUUUUACAACCCAAUUACAUCCAAAACAGAUUUGCAUUUACUUUUCAACAUGCAUGGAUAAGUGAACCUGUCACUCGCAACACUUUUCAAAUACCCAUCUGGUUAGAAUCCAUUCUCUGGGCUGCACCUAAGAAGAAGACUUCUCACUCCAAGAAACGUAUGCGUGCUUCUAACAAGGGAUUACAACAGAAGGAGAAUGUGACUGCAUGUCCUGCUUGUGGCAACAACAAGCUUUUGCAUCACUUGUGUGGCCAUUGCUACAGUGAUAUUAAAAAGAAGGCUAAAUUGGCUGUGGAUGCUUAAGACAAUUCAAAUGUGUAAAUAAUAAUAAAUUAGACGAUGAGCU
Molecule: messenger RNA, 414 nt
Organism: Gilbertella persicaria
Lineage: Eukaryota; Fungi; Mucoromycota; Mucoromycetes; Mucorales; Choanephoraceae
Exons: 1
Coding region: 42-371 (109 amino acids)
Biological process (GO): translation
Cellular component (GO): mitochondrial large ribosomal subunit
Molecular function (GO): structural constituent of ribosome
Source: RefSeq, a predicted model, not a curated record